CAGUGACUCAACUGCGCAGAGAGCGGAAAAACACAAACAUGACUCCGUGGGUUUAUCAGGCUCCAGCAUUAUUUGUGUCCUGUUGCUGCGUUAUAUAAUGAUGUCCGAUGGCAGUGAGUCCCGGAGAUGCUGACGCUGAUGAGCUGCCGUCUAUGCUUUGGGGUCUGGACCCUGUGUUUUCCGCAUACUCGAAACUCUACAUCACUGAUAUCCUGCAGAUGAAAGAGUCCAGACAAGUACCUGGUGUUUAUUUCUACAAGUCUCACCCACUCUACCAGGUGGAUGUUCUGGGGACGGUUGUUUACAAGAGGGAGAGAGAUGAUUUUUACUGCUAUGGAGUGGAUGAUAGUACUGGUGUUAUAAACUGUCUUUGUUGGAAAGAUGAGAAAUGGCGUGAUCAAGGAGAAUCAAGUAAAUGCAGAGAUCCUAGUGGAUCCUCCAGAGGAUUUAACAUUGAAGAUGAACUCAAACGGCUGAAGGAGGCUGAACGGAAGAGCACUGUGCUGGAGAUCGGAGACCUGCUGAGGGUACGAGGAACCAUCAAAACUUCCAGGGAUGCAAGGGAGAUCAGGGCCAACUGCUUCUACAAAGUAAAUGACCCUGUGAUGGCAGUGCAAAUCUCGCGUAUGCUGGAAAUGCCUCAGGUGUACAGAAAGUGCUAUGACCAGCCAUUCCAGAUGCCGAAAGAUGACAUGGGCAGCACAGAAGCAGGUGGUUCCUCACAAUUCCACUGUUUGCUGUCUCGUUCAGUUCUUGCUCUUAAGGAAUUCCUUGUAGAGAAAGAGGUGGCCAGGUUUCGUCCCUAUGAUGUUGAGUUCCUCUUACAUCCACUGAUCCAGAAUUCUUCAGCAGAAAAGGAGUCAGAUCAGCCCAGGACGUCAUUUGCUACACAAAUUCGAAAACUUCUGAAAGAGACUUUGAGCAUUCUCCAGAAUGAGGGACAAAUAUUUCGUAAAAUGCGGACUGCGGAUGAAGUCUACAAUGUGACAGAGCAAGACAAAGAUCUUCACACAGCGAUCAAGGAUGUUUUACGAGAGGAUACCAAACGGGAGAAAUAUGCUGAGAAAGGAUGCCAUGUCCUGCAUAUACUGUCCAGCGUGAGGCAGCGCUACAGCCAAAAUCUGAGUCGAGAGGUGUUGGAGGUUGCCCUGACAUUCUUAGAAUGCAAUAGUGACAUAAUAAGCACAACAGAAGCACACUACAUUGUUUUGUAGCAUAAUUUUUAAAUAAUUCCAUAAAAAAUAAGCAAAAUGUAAAAAAACAAAAAAACAAUCAUGAAACAUAAUGUUAACAAGUUGCACACUCCUGUUUUAUUUAAAUCAUUAAAGUCAAUUUCAUACAUUA
Labeo rohita (rohu) is the source of this 1344-nucleotide messenger RNA. RefSeq names its product STN1 subunit of CST complex (gene stn1). NCBI's taxonomy places the organism in Eukaryota, Metazoa, Chordata, Actinopteri, Cypriniformes, Cyprinidae. The transcript is spliced from 10 exons. Gene Ontology annotation, cellular component: chromosome, telomeric region; site of double-strand break; CST complex. Gene Ontology annotation, molecular function: single-stranded telomeric DNA binding. Gene Ontology annotation, biological process: DNA replication; double-strand break repair via homologous recombination; nucleotide-excision repair. The record is from RefSeq and is a predicted model, not a curated record. Bases 108 to 1214 code for a protein of 368 amino acids.